AUGACUGGGUUACAGGCGAUCAGGGUCACCGACCUCACUAUAUCAGAUUACCGCUCACCCACCCCCACAUUCCCUGCCACACCAUCGAAUUUCCCCUCAAAACCUCCCCCUCCGCCGCCGCACCACACACCUCCACCCUUCGCCGCCGUCGAUGCUCCGGAGAAAGUCGUCGAACUCGGCGACCAGAUCUCGAACCUCACCCUCGCCGACACUCAAAAGCUCGUCGAGUACCUCCAGGACAAGCUCGGCGUCUCCGCCGCCUCCUUCGCCCCCUUCGACGUGGUGAUCGACGACGUGCCAAGCAACUCAAGGAUCGCGACGAUUAAGGUUGUUAGGGCUCUGACGAGCCUGGCGCUGAAGGAGGCGAAGAAAUUGAUUGAAGGAUUGCCGAAGAAAUUCAAGGAAAGAGUGACGAAGGAGGAGGCGGAGGCGGCGAAGAAGCAGCUCGAGGAGGCCGGCGCGAAGAUCUCCAUUUUAGCGCGAUGCAGAGGAAAUUUCGAUCGACUAAUUUUGUGCGAUUUGGAAUUGAAGCUCCGCAAAAGCGUUGUUGCUUGUGUGGAUCAGAUCGAAGCAUUUGGUGACGUUGUUGCUUGUGUGGAUCAGAUCGAAGCAUUCGGUGAAUCCUUAUAA
This is a messenger RNA of Salvia splendens (bonfire salvia), 630 nucleotides long. RefSeq names its product 50S ribosomal protein L12, chloroplastic-like. The coding region runs from base 1 to 630 and encodes 209 amino acids. Gene Ontology annotation, cellular component: ribosome; chloroplast. The transcript is spliced from 4 exons. Gene Ontology annotation, biological process: translation. NCBI's taxonomy places the organism in Eukaryota, Viridiplantae, Streptophyta, Magnoliopsida, Lamiales, Lamiaceae. The record is from RefSeq and is a predicted model, not a curated record. Gene Ontology annotation, molecular function: mRNA binding; structural constituent of ribosome.